UAUUAUAGUUUUUACUAUCCUAAAUUAAACUUGCUAGCACAAGUUUAAUCUUGGACUCCGGAGCAAGUUCGUGUGGAUACGUUGGAGGCUUCAUACGUUUGGCGCUACGUUCAUCUCCUCAAAACCAUCCCCGACCGUUCCUCCGUUCUCCGUUUUCACCGUUAAGGUAAAUUUCUUACUAUAGCUAGUAAUUUACGUAAGUUAUUCUUGGGAGGAAUCGAGUUUUGGACUAUAAAUUUUUGUUUUCCGCUGCGUUAUCCAAGCCUCGUUUCCCAACAGUGGUAUCGGAGCCGGCUUACGAAGUUACUAGUUUAGUAGUUUUUACCGUUAUUGUUUUUGUAGAUUAGUCAAUAAAUUUUGGAGACAAAAAUUUAUCCCAUUAAAAAUUUAAUUAGGUGGCCAUAUUUAGAUACUGGACCUAAUAUUAUUUUGUUCAGUAAUUUUCGGAAUUACUGUUUGGGGGCAAGAUGCAAAGCACAACUAUAGUUAAAUGAAAUAUGGAUCUGGCCCAAUUAAGAAUUUUAUUUAAAAGAAUCCACCGAACCAAGAGUUGUAAUAACGAUUGCAAUUGGAAUGAAUUCCUACCUAAAUAAUUUAACUGUUCCGUACCUGAGGGUAGUUGACUUGUUAGAAAUAGUGGGAGAGUAUUUAAUAAAGACCUAUUAGAUACUUAAUUCAUGAUAAUAACUAUCUUCGCAAAAUUCUGUAGAUGGCAAACAACAACACAAACAACCUCGCCCUGCGUUCCAUUCUGGAUAAAGAUAAAUUGAACGGAACAAACUUUGUUGACUGGCAACGCAAUCUCUGCAUUGUUCUCCGCAUGGAUGAGAAAGAGUAUGUGCUCGAAAAGCCCAUUCCUCCUGCCCCUCCCGCUAACGCCCCGAAAGCGGUCAAAGAUGCCUACGAGAAACACGUUAAGGAUGACAACCAGGUUAGCUGUGUCAUGCUGGCUACCAUGAUAACCGAGCUGCAAAAACAGCACGAGGACAUGAAGGCCCACGAGAUGAUCGUGGCCUUGCGGCAGCUAUACCAGGGGCAAUCCAGGCAUGAACGUUUUCUCGUGAGUAAGGCUCUCUUUAGUUGAAAGCUCUCUUCAGGGAACCCGGUCGGUCCGCACGUUCUCAAAAUGAUUGGUUACAUAACCAAUCUGGAGAAACUCGGGUUCUCCUUGCAGAAGGAGUUGGCAACGGACAUGAUCCUGCAGUCGCUCCCUGAGCUGUAUAAGGGUUUUGUCAUGAACUACAUGAUGCAUGAUCUUGACAAACCCCUUCCGGAGCUUCUUAAAAUGCUCCAGACUGUAGAGGAGAACCUUACUAAGGGCAAGGGUGCUUCCGUCCUUAUGGUCCAAGGCGGAAAGGGGAAGCCGAAGAAGGGGAUUAAGAUUAAGGCUAGGACGGUCGGAAAGCCUAAAUCGAAGUCCACUUCAUCUGUAACCCAGAAACCCAUAGGAGGAGUUGCAAAGGGCAAAUGUCAUCACUGUGGUAAGGCAGGGACUGAAGCAGAGUAGACGGUUAGCUCGAGGCGAGAUUGAACUCCGAGUCGGCAAUGGUGCACCUGUUGCAGCUUUGGCAAUCGGAACUUAUAGUUUAGUCUUGCCUAGUGGUCUAAUGU
Messenger RNA from Cuscuta campestris, 1611 nucleotides. The record is from the annotation of a GenBank genome assembly. NCBI's taxonomy places the organism in Eukaryota, Viridiplantae, Streptophyta, Magnoliopsida, Solanales, Convolvulaceae.